Molecule: messenger RNA, 604 nt
Organism: Cebus imitator (Panamanian white-faced capuchin)
Lineage: Eukaryota; Metazoa; Chordata; Mammalia; Primates; Cebidae
Product: protamine-2-like
Exons: 2
Coding region: 105-419 (104 amino acids)
Biological process (GO): chromosome organization; nucleus organization; spermatid development
Cellular component (GO): nucleus
Molecular function (GO): DNA binding
Source: RefSeq, a predicted model, not a curated record
GACCAACACUAACACCAAGGGCAGGUGGGCAGGCCUCAGCCCUCCUCCCCCACCCCAGGGCCCACUGCAGCCUCAGCCCAGGAGCCACCGGAUCUCCCAACACCAUGGUCCGAUGCCGCUUGAGGAGCCCGAGCGAACGCCCACACGAGGAGUACAGGCAGCUGGUGAACGGGCAGGAGCAAGGACGUAAUGCCCAAGAAGAGCAGGGGCUGAGCCCAGAAGGCGUCGAGGCCUAUGGGAGGAGCCACCGAGUCUGCUAUCGCUACAGGCGCAGGCGCUGCUCUCGCAGACGGCUGUACCGGAUUCACAGAAGACGGCGUCGCUCCUGCAGAAGGCGCAGAAGACGUUGCUGCCGAUACCGGAGGCGGUAUCGCAGAGGUAGCAGAUCCAGGAGGAGGAGAAGAUGCAGAAGGUACUAAGCUUCCUGGGCCCCUCGCCCCCUCCUGGAAGUUAAAAGUCACCUGCCCAAGAAACACCAAGUGAGGCCAUAACAACACCCCUACAUCAAAUGCUCAAGCCCUGAAUUGCUGCUGAGAAGCUCACAAGAUCUGAGUGAAAUAUGCCCAAGUCACCUGCCCAAUAAAGCUUGACAAGAUACUCGCUG